CAAAUCUAAAGAGGAGUCUAGUGAAAGGCAAAAAAUCAGAAAUCCCAAAUACCUCAAAAGUCAAAACUCAAAACCCAUUCAGCCAUUCUUAAGUUCUGCAGAAUCAAAACCCAAACGCAGCAGCGGGAAAAAAAAAAAAAGAAGAGAUCGGAGGAAGCUUGGUCUAGGGCCGGCCCUGACAGUGGGAGUGGAGAGAAAGAAUGAGAGAGGCGGAGAGCAAGAGUUGAAAGAAAAAGCCCAAAAACCCUUAAACCCUAAGAAAAUUAGAAGUUCAGUAGAACACAACACACCCACCGCCUUGUUCUCGUUGAAACCAAAACAAAACCUCCACACCCGAAGACAGAGCCUCCUCCUCGAAUUUGAAAAAAGGAAAGAUGAGAGUGAAAAAGCAGAAGCGACAUAGGAAGAGUGUGAGGUUCUACACAGCAUGCUUUGGGUUCAGACAGCCAUUCAAGGUCUUAUGUGACGGUACUUUUGUUCACCACCUCGUUUCCCAUGCCAUUAAACCUGCCGACAAUGCCCUCUCCAACAUUCUGUCUGCCCCUGUCAAACUCUUCACUACCAAGUGUGUUAUUGCUGAGUUAAAGGGACUUGGCAUCUCGUAUUCUGAAUCUCUUCAGGCUGCUCAUCUCCUUGCUCCUGCCAGAUGUGAUCAUGAGAAUAGUACAAGUGCUGAUGCUUGCAUCAAGGAUAUUAUUGGACAAAAUAAUUCCGAACACUUCUUUGUUGCUUCUCAAGACGUUGAUUUGCGGAAGAGUUUGCAGGAGAUUCCAGGUGUUCCGGUCAUAUAUGGUUUAAGAAAAGCCCUUUUCUUAGAGCCUCCAUCUUCAUUUCAACGGGAAUUUGUCAAAAACUCUGAAGAAAAACGCAUGCAUAUGACUGAGUUGGAAUAUAAGAUGUUACGGAAGAGGAAGAAUAGGUCGGCUGAUGAGGAAACAAAUGAUUCUCCCGAUGAAAAUGAUGAUUCAGAGGAUGACAACAAUGGGAUGGGGAUUGAAACAAAGCCAAAAACUGCAAGAAAAGGAAUAGAUGUGAAGGAUAAAGUUCAAUUUAAGAGAAAGAGGGCAAAGGGCCCAAACCCACUUUCGUGCAAGAAGAAGAAGAGCCAAGACAAACCAAAUCUUGUUCCAGAGAGGGAAAAGACAGAUGGCGAAAAUUCUAUGAGAUCCAGGGGCAGGCAAAGGAAGAGAACACGCAAAGGAAAAAAGAUAGAUGGGUUAGUGUCAAUACUUUCAACGGCGGAUCUCCCUUAGGGCCAAGGGGGGCCAUGUUUGUUGUCCCCGCUAAGUUUUGAAAAUAUGCUUUAUCCUUACAAGGGACAAGGGUCCCUCUUUCUAUAUUUAUAGUUUGGCUCUCCAAGUUUCAUAGAGAACUUACAAUUGGCUCUAGAGCUACACAUAUCCUUUCUUCUCUUAUUAUUACUAUUUUUUAAAUGAAACAUAGAAAUGUUGGGUAACUUUGAGAUUAUGUUCUUGUCACAGAGUAUGAAUCUUACUUACAAGGUUAAAUGUUUGUGGAUUUUA
Quercus lobata is the source of this 1523-nucleotide messenger RNA. It is a transcript of the gene MEE21, whose product is annotated as PIN domain-like family protein. The transcript has 6 exons. The record is from RefSeq and is a predicted model, not a curated record. The coding region runs from base 375 to 1253 and encodes 292 amino acids. Gene Ontology annotation, cellular component: small-subunit processome. NCBI's taxonomy places the organism in Eukaryota, Viridiplantae, Streptophyta, Magnoliopsida, Fagales, Fagaceae.